AUGGUCUGCGCCUCGCUGCACACGAGCAGCGGCUGUCUGUUGUGCGGCUCCUGCCCGCAGCAGGAGUGUGUGCGCUCCCGGGGCUCCGCCAUGGCGGUCUCCACACACACUUUCUCCGGACAUGGACUGUUCAAAUUCAAAGAGCUGCAUGAAAAUCCAUGGACCAUCCCAAAUCUACUGUGCGUCUGUCGGAUACUCCUGGCCCCUGUGCUUGCCCAGCUCAUCAUCACACAACACUUCCACAUCAGCUUGGCUCUGUUCACACUCGCAGGAGCCACUGACCUGCUUGACGGCUACAUUGCUAGAACAUGGCCCAGUCAAAAGUCUGCAUUGGGGAGUGCUCUGGACCCAUUAGCUGAUAAGAUUCUCAUUAGUGUCCUAUACAUCAGUCUCACCUACGCUGAGCUUAUCCCAGUUCUGCUCACAGCUUUAGUCAUCUCCAGAGACAUUGGGCUCAUCGCUGCUGUUUUUUGGGUGCGCUACAAGACUGUGCCGCCACCGGUGACGCUGGCCAAAUUCUUUAAUCCCUGCUACACCACAGCACAGCUCAAGCCAACGUUCUUCAGUAAAAUGAACACAGCCAUCCAGUUGUUUCUUGUGGCAGCAUCUUUGGCUGCUCCAGUUUUCCAGUACACAGACAGCACUAUGCUGCAGUGUCUAUGGUUUAUCACAGCAGUUACGACAACAGCAUCUGGGUACAGCUACUGGCAUUAUGGCCGCAAGACUGUCAAGCUACUCAAUACUCGGUCAUCAUGA
This is a messenger RNA of Knipowitschia caucasica, 756 nucleotides long. NCBI's taxonomy places the organism in Eukaryota, Metazoa, Chordata, Actinopteri, Gobiiformes, Gobiidae. The record is from the annotation of a GenBank genome assembly.